AUGUCAACCACAAGGCUGCUUCAAGCCUCCUCCAAAGCUGGACCACUCCACCAUCUCUCUGCUCCUUCCACCUCUUAUUCCUUUUCAGUUCGGUUUAGUGGUAAUGGAGAUACAAAGGAUCGAAUUCCGAUUGGUAACUUCGAUUGUUCGCAGAGAAGGUUAGAUUCCACGGUGGCAGCGAGGGCCAUUGGGGCAUCAUCCUCAGCUGAUCAGACUUCCCAGACUAGUACUAGUAGCGCACAGAUCACGGCCGCGCCAUGGACCGAGAUAGAUCUGGCUUCCUUGGUUAACAAGUUAAAGAUGGUGGGAUUAAGCAAUCCUCCUCCCGCUGCCACCGCCGAUGUGAAUAGGAAACAGGGGAAGUUUCAUAUCCAGAUGGCCAUCGAGAGAGCGAUAUUCGACUGCCGGUUCUUCACUCUCUUGGCUGUCGCCGGCUCCCUGCUUGGCUCUGUACUAUGCUUCAUGGAGGUAUGCUUUCUUGUGGCGGAGUCCUAUUCUCACUACUUCCAUACUCUGUCUACAAACUUGGAUCAAGGGCAUAUGAUGAAGCUCCUCAUAGAAGCCAUAGACAUGUUCUUGGUGGGAACCGCCAUGCUUGUAUUUGGUGUCGGCUUACAUGCCAUGUUUGUGGGCUCCAAGGAUUCUCAACACGACAAGCAGACUUGGCUACCACAUUCCAACUUAUUUGGAAUCUUCCACUUGAAGUACCUUCCAGCAUGGGUGGAAACUCGAUCUGUUUCACAAGCCAAGUCGAAAAUCGGCCAUGCAGUCAUGAUGAUACUUCAAGUCGGCCUGCUCGAGAAGUUCAAGAACGUACCUUUAGUUACCAGCUUUGAUCUCGCCUGCUUCGCAGCAGCUGUUCUGGUUUCUUCAGCUUCCACAUUCCUCCUGUCAAAACUCUACACUGGUGCUGAUGAUCGAUAACUACCUCGAUCAAGGGCGUCCUCACUAGUUUUAGAAUAACAAGCUACGGAAACCAUGCAAAAGAACCCCAUGUAGCCAUAAGGUUUGUUCAUUUUUUUUCCAUUUAGGCUAAACAAAAGAACACAUGAAAAAGCAUGUAGCUUCACAUGUAUAUAACCAUAAAUAGUUUUCAUAAUUUAAGCCCUAAUGGUACAUGAUAACAAUAAAUUAAAGAAGACGAGGAGGAAAAAGCAUACUAAACCCUCAUUAUAUGUUAUGUAUAUAUGUAUAAGGAUGGCGCCCAUUGUUCAAGUCUCCAUCUUCAGUCUCUACCCAUUCAUACCAGUCUCAACAUCAGACAAUCCAUUCUCCAGCGCACGAACCAAAUUCUCGAAGUAAGUCUUGCACAUCUUCGUCAGCUCAUUCAGCUUCAUCCGAAAGGCAGCAUACUCGUGCAUGCAGCUUCCUUGAACCACAAACUUCUUCAUUUCCUUCUCUGCACAAUCAUGAAGCCUCUCCAAACAAGUUUCAGCCUGCCCUUGCAAGUACUCAAAGAACUGCUUCUUCGCAGCUUCUCUAAUGGGCAAGUAAUACCCAUACGCGUAAGUCCACUUCAGAACCCUUCUGCACUCCACAAUCUGCACCCAAGCUUCAGUCAAGAACAUAAGCUGGCUGUGAUUCUGACGAUGGACUCUUCCAAUCUCCGAAACCACAUUCUCCCUCACAUCCUUCAAGUCUCUAAUCGCAAUCUGCCUCGAUUUCUCGUUCGCUGCCCACCUUUCGUAGUAGUGCUGGUACCUCUUCACUUCUUCCCUCAAUGACUGCAAUCCAUCUGGAUCCACAUCCUUGUACCUAUUGCAGGAAUACGAGUGGCCUGUCCACGACCCCAGGCACACCCAGCAGAAUUCGUGCCGGCAUGGAGCUGCACAUCUCAUGUGCAUACACCCUUCGUUCUUUUCGAUCGCCCUGCUGCAUUUCGGGCAUGGCUUCGUGUUUACUUUCUUCCACAUCUCAUUUUGAGAUUCGGAGGCGUUCUUCAGUGACCAGUUCUUCACUGUCUCGCAGUCCACCGGCGAGUGCUUGUCCUCGCUGCAGCUCCAGCAGAAGCUGUGGGAGCAGAGGCACGAAACAUCGUAGUUUAGAUCCCCAAAUGACAUGAAUUCCACAGCGUGUGGGCAGUUGGGAGCAGGGCACCAUUUCCUUCUACUGCUGUUCUCUACAUAAGACCUAAUUGCGAAAUUGGAAUACUUUUUGCGAUCAUUUUCGUCGGCAAUUUGGUUGAUCAGUUCGUCUCCUACGAGAAUUUUGCAGGAAGGUUCAGGGCAUCUCAAUUGCAGGCAGCGGGGUCCGUCGUUGACGCUAUGCGCGAUGUAUUUUCGCAAGCAACAGCGACAGAAUCGGUGGCCGCAGUCCGCGGAGUUGAAGGAGGUUAAAGGGUGCGGUUCGAAACAGAUCUUGCAGGUGAGAAUAUGAUGAUCGGAAGGAGGGGAAGUUACCUUUUGAGCUGCCGCCGUCGGGAGGCCGACUUGGCGGCGGACUUUGAAUUCGUCAGCGAACCACGAGUCCUCGGCCUUGCUCGCGUCCCAAUCGAAGUGACGGAGAAUUAGGGUUGCGUCGGAUUUUGGAAGGCAGAGCACGGCCGAGAGCUGGGCGACGUCGUCGUCGAUGCGACCGCGGAUGUCGGAUUCUGUCAAGACGGAGUAUGACAACUCUGGCGGCAGAGCGGCUUCGAGCUCGUCCAAAAGGAAGGCGACGGCAUUGUCGCUGUCGAAUUCAGCCUGAUCGUCGGAUUCAACGGCGUUUAAGUCGUCGUCGCUGCUUAAGUAGCUGAAUUCGGCGAAAUUGUCAUAGUCGGAAUCAUCUUGUCGCAUUCUUUUUCCGGUAGGGUAAACGAACUUCAGACUGGCGGUAGGGUUUUUGUUUUUAC
Messenger RNA from Linum tenue, 2830 nucleotides. The record is from the annotation of a GenBank genome assembly. Lineage: Eukaryota; Viridiplantae; Streptophyta; Magnoliopsida; Malpighiales; Linaceae.